AUGUUUGAGGACAUAUCUCCGUGGCCCUCGCCUCCUGGCUUCUUCGCAGGCGAGUCCGCACACGGGGCAUCCCGAAGAAUGUCCACGCUGCCCCCGGGCCUGGUCGAGUUUUCUCCGCUCCUGUCGCCUUCCUCCGCUCCUCUUCCCCACUCGCUCGCGACUCUGACGGGCCAUCCUACCAAUUGUGCCUUUCCUGCCUCUUCUUUCUCUCCCGAGAUAGGAGCAGGGCCAUCAUGCACACAGGGGAAUUUGGCAGCCCGGCAGAGACUCCAGGAGAUAAAAGAGCUCGAUCUGCUGCAAAGAGAGGAGAAAAUCCAGCGUCAGCUGACGCUCUUGCAAGAGGAGCAGAGACAGAGAGAGGCUGCGCAGGAGAGAGGCGGGUUCUUGGGGGAAGAAACUGUGCUGCUGGGAAGAAACAACAAUGCUCAGAGCGGAGGGGCGGCAGACUUGGAGAAAAAGCAGAAACAAGGAGCAGCUGGAGUAUGCCCUCCACGUGGAGGGACAGAGGCUGGACCUUCCAAUACUUCUAUUAGUGGCUGUGGUGGGGAGUCGCAGCGAAAGAAAACUGGAGACGACAUACGGGGUGUGUCUCUUGGCAGGGCCAGAGAUGACCAUACACAUGCGGUGGGGGAGGUCGAGAAUAUACAGCAUUGCAGUGACGACAAGAACAGGUUUCCGUCUAGACACUUUCCCUCGUUGUUGGAUUCCCUCAACGACGACCCUUUGCCGCUUUCUUAUCUGUGUGGCAACAGCUCCCUGUUCCUUUCGCCUUCCUCGCUGCUUUCUCUGGGAUUUCUGGGGUCUUCUGGGGGUUCCCCGACAGAUGCCUGCACACCGAAUCCUUGUCUCGCCUCUGCGCCUCGCGCGCUGUCUUCGCCUCAGGGACCGGAGUCGACGCUCUCCUUCUCUCCGUCCCCGCCAAAGUCUACGCGCUCGCCGACGCUUCUCCAGUGUGAGUGGGCCACGGCGCCACAGCCUUUGUCUCCUUCACUGCGAGGCCUGACUGGUAAGCCUAACCAGGUAGAAGGGAGCUGUGGACCGGCGGCGAGAAGGAGCUUCAGUUGUCGGGACGGAAUAGCCGCUCGCGGAAGAAGAGACUCGAACGGCCUCCAGCGCAGCUCGAGUGUGGCCCCCGGAGCCUCAAGUCCGGGGGCCGCAAUUUUCGAGUUUAGUGCACGCGCGAUCGAGGAACGAGAGACGCCACAGAGCGCAGGUCGACAAGCUCUCAGCUACGUUCCCCCUUCGCCUCAAGCUCGGGAUAUCUGCCCGCCACACAAGCACCUGGCCCAGCAGCUGAAGCUGCGGGAGCGCAAGCAGCAGGAAAGGCUUCAGAGGCUCCAGCGGCAACAACUGAGAGAAGAGGAGAGGAAAAAACCCGUUAAGGAGCGGGGACAGUCCCAGAAGACAGGGGAAGCAAUUCCUCCUCCAAGGGCCGGAAGAGUGCUCUCGGGGGGGGGGCGGGCGCGCAUGCUCGCCACCUCUCCCGGCGCUUCCGGGACAGCCUCACGCACCUCCGCGGCGGCAACGAUGCCUACAGAAAGGAAGGCCACACCCGGCGCCGUCACGGGUGUGUUACUUUCUCUGUCCGCACAUCCAAGUGCGAAAACAUCCGUUCCGAGCCUUACAGAGCGAGCGAGCGACAAACAGCGUACUCCGGGAGUUUCCUGUUCAACUCGCGAAGCUCGUCACGACUCGCGUUCUCGGCGGGUAACCGCCAGGCUGGUGGCACCCAAAGCUGGUACGACACACCACAGAGGUCUCCAAGAGGAUCUGCCUCGCUCGAAAGCGACUUCUUCCAAUGCGCGGCAACAAGCGUCCUUCGCUGUAGGCGAACAGAUUGCGAUGGUGCCACCGAGAACGGCAGGCGUGAAGAACGCCGCAAGCGCUACUCUCCGAAGAAAGGGUGCUGAGGACAAGGAGCGACAGGGUGGAAUUUCUGGACACCUCGUAUCGCAUACGUUGCACCCGGACACGCGCUCAGAGGACAGAUCAGUCUCACCUUUCGUAGGCACAGACGGAGGCACCUCAGCGUUCGGCUCCGCGUCUCUGGCCGACGGUGCUGGGUCCGCAAGAGAAGGAGACUGCUCGAUGACGAAAAGAAAAAGUCGAGAGGUGAAACCCUCAGUGCCCGCGCAUUCCGCUUCUCCCAUUCGCUUUUCAGCUGCAUAUGCGAAAUCAUGUAUCACGCCUACCCGAAGAAAAAACACAGGUAGAAAAAUUGAAGCAAAGACAGAGUCAGGGACUGCUCUUGUUGUCUGCGCCAAGGGCCUACAACGCGCCAAGGGGACUCCCGUGAGGGAGAAAGGGCGCAUCGAAGCAAAUCCAUUCGGAGAAAGGAGGAAAAACGAAAGUGGAAGAAUUAUUCAGCUAACAAAUGUGUCGCCUGACGGAGAAGACGACUGCGAAAUAAGGCUGCGCCAGAUUCUCCAGAAACUCCGCGCCCGGCUGCUGGAAAGAAAGGCACCCAAUGACGACGACAACCACCCAAGCGGGGAAGUCAAGAGUGGCAGAAAGCGCGUGCCGGUGACUGGAGACACAGAUGGACGAAGGACAACUGAAGAAGAGAGUCGUGGUGGCCGAGACGAUGCGCUCCGCUAUGAAGAAGCCGCUGGGCAGGAACGCUAUUCACUCGACCGCAACUCUCCGACUUUUGGUGCUAUACGAGCCAAGAGCGGCGUAAGAAAAGAAGCACGACGUCUCUCCCCGAGUUCCGGGCACAGCGAGCGUGUGGCGACCCACCGAGAACCGAUCUACGUAGAAAAGGAAGCUACUGAACGAGAGACAGCUGGCGCCUGCCGUCGGCAGAGCGACAAGAAGGUAUGCCAAGCCACGGGAAAAGUUCACACAAGAAGCAGCACUAAUUCACGAGAACGCGAACUCAGUGAGACCGACUCCAGCGGCGACAGUGAUAGCAGUGGGUGGAGUGUUGUGGAACAUCUCCGGCGGAUUCUUCGAGGGGAAGGAAAAAAGAGGAGACACGCAGAAUCGGGCGUCUCUUCCACACCUUGCCGACGAGGAAGAGGUCAAGAAGCCCGCAAGCGAGAGUUCAGUCUCAGCAGCAGUGGCAACAGCGUCAGGGCCAGUGGCGGUAGCUGGAGACGACGGCGACGUCGGAGCGGAAGACGCGAGGCCACGCGUCUUCUAAAAAAGGCCUUGUGGCAUAAAGAUGAGAUUUCUAGUCCUGCAAACGCGGAGCGGCACAAGAGGUCGUGUCGGUCGCGCUGGCGUUCGCCUUCGUCUUCACCGUCUUCUCACACCUCCAGCACUUCUCCUCGGCAAUCGAUAUCUUCUCUUCUUUCCUCUUCUCUCCCUUCUUCUGUAAGCUCUACCGUGUCGCCUCGCUCGCGGGCCUCGCCGUUGUCCGCGAGCUUUGCCAGCAGCAUCAGCAGCAGCGGGUCGUCGCCUUCUCUGAUCACGAAGUGGCUCCACUACUCAGCGGCGCUUCUUCAGAGCCAGGGGAGUCUCACUGACAGUGGAGUGACGUGGAUGCCUCCUCCAGAACAAACCUCGUCUCGUCCUGCAACCGAAUCUCAACGGAGAACUCGGGGAGAGAGGUACCUCGAGCUUUCAAAACCUGACCGUGGAAAAGAGACCUCCAAUCGGGCACACAAACAGGGAGACAGGAGAACAAAGAGAGGAGAAGAACGGAGACGGGGACGCGGCUCGCAUUCAAGUUCAUCCCGCAGGCUGCACGUAGCGGAGGGCUCCGUGUAUAAGGCUAAUGUGAUGACGGAUUCAGGGGAAGACAGGCGAGCUGGGGAGAAGCGGAGUUACAACCCACUCACCGAGGAUCCUGAGGAGGUCGUGCGUCGCAUCAAGAAGCGCCUGGGGCUUCCGGUGUCUCCCAGGCGUGAUUCUUCUCAUCCCUCGUCCGUCCACUCCUCGCCUUCCUACGCCUCCUGUUCUCCCGGAGGCAACCGUCAAAUGAAACGCAAUGGAGGGACCGAAAGAGUCGCGAUGGCCAGAGCCGGUAGACUGCAGGUGCGUCUCGCUGAGGAACGGGAGAAAGGACACUCGCUCGACACAGACUCACUGUUUCCCAGUACCGGGAGGGCGGGCGUGAUUCGGGAUCCCAGGGAGCAGCGCCGAGGAAAAAGAGACAUGCUCUUGAGUGGAGACAAAGGUGUGUCUCUCCGUGUCCACAGUUCCCCAAACAUCCAUUCUUUCGAAACUGGCGAGGGCUCCACAGGGAGAAAUGAUGGCUCUCGUACUCCACGAGGGUGGCAGCCACUCUCCAGUCUGUCCCUCUCUCUGUCUUCGUCGUCGGUGACCGGUUCGCCUUCGACGCAAGCCGACACGGGUCCUGGUGCGAAACGAGAGUGCGGACGCGAGGUCGCGUUCCCUGUCUCGGAUCGCCUUGAGCAGGACAAGAUGACUCGCGACCGCCUGCGUCUUCCGAGCUCCGGGAGCCUUCAUCUGUCUCUAUCUGCGUCGCCUCCGAGGGAGGAGAGCACACGCGGCAAGACAAGGAAGAGUACAGACGAGAAAGAACGGCCACAAGCAACUCGAGCGGAGAUUGUCAGCUUCAUUCAAUCAGAGGGGCGAGCUGCGCCCCAGAAAACGGAAGAGAGCCCCCCUCCCUCGGAGAGCCGCGCCGCUCACGAAAGGGUGUCUCUCUAUGAGGAGGCAAAGAAGGAUUCGAAAAGAGAUGCAGACCAACUGAACCUGAGACCCAACUCGUCUCAGUUGAUUUCCUUUUGUGUCUCUGACGAAGAAUCCGCUGGUAAAGAGGACAGGGGAGAGACGCAAAUCCCAACUGGUCCCAGAAGCCCUGCCGGACGAGGCUCCCAAAAGUUGCCUGCAGAGAAGGGACAGAUGUAUCGAGUCAGGGAGCGAGCCUCGAAAGAAGGAAAUAAGCUUCCGUCAGAUCACCUGGCUUCGUGUUCGAGUGUCUCUGGCUGUGACGACCCCGAUGGACCCCUCCGAAUCUCGGCGCUGCUCAAUUCUCUCUCACAGUCGUUUGGUGAGGCGGCAGCCGCGGGGACUGUCUCUAGUACCCCAGCCCCGAAGGAGACGAACUUCGGGGAGUCUUCUCGCAGUCGCAGAUUAUCCCCCAGCGACGCGGCCCAACACAGUGAAGGGCUGCAAGCAAGGUCCCAGGAACGCGACAAGCAAGAGAAGACGAACUCGAUGGCGAGGACGCGAAGAAAAGAAAACUCCCCUAGAAUGAUAUCUGAAUCGUUCAGACUGAAGACAAACGACUUGCAGAGAGAGUGUAUCAACCGCCAUGACACAAUCCCGCCACCCGGCGGAGAAGUGUCAGAAUCGUCAGCGUCGAGAGAGCGGGGUGAAGGAACCUUGGGGGAGGGUGUAGGAGACAAACCUCACCUGAGAACAGAAACGCCACUGUCCGUUUCCUUCGCCCCAUUUCUUCGCGAAGAGAAGGAACUAAGUAAAGAACAAGUGUGUCUCGAAAAUAUUCCAGACGCCGUGGAGAGAGAAAAAGGACUCGCUGCACGCGCGUCGAAGACGCACGAUGUUUCUCUCCUUCCGCAGGCGCGUUGUCCGAGUGCACCAGGGGCUGAAUCUGAAGAGACACACCAGGAGGGAGACUUGGGAUCGACGCUGUCGGCGCAACUCGCCGACAUCCAGCAACUGCAGAGUCUCUUGGCGGAGGCAGAUGCCCUAGAAAGGUCGCAUGCGUCCCUUCUUCUGAGGGGCGACAACGGCGGUGCCUGUGAAGGGUCGGGGCCUCGAGCCGAAGGGGGAAAGGGGGUGAAGGAAACCGACCUACACGAGCCACGAGAAGAGGAAGCAGAGCCCAGAAAUCGGGGAGCGGCGCGCAAUGCACUGAAUCAAGUUACUAUGCAGAAAUGCCCAGAAGGAAGACAAGGAUCGCCUGUCGAGGCCCGCGGAGAAGAUUCCUCUUGUGCGGACGGUCCAUUGCCUGCUGAAUCGCGGCAAGAUGGGAACAGCGACAGUGGCUCUUUUUCUGAAAAGGCUGCGGAAUCAACAAGUCUAAUUCAAGAAGCGAAGGGAGACGAAGCGGGGGGACAGCGAGGCGAGAGUGAAUUGGGGGAACAAGAGAGAGAACAAGAAAGCACGAGCGACGAGUCUCGGUUGGACCGUCAGGCCAUUCCACAAAAUGUCGCUCUCGCACAAGUUGAAGAAGCGAGAAGUUUUCGUGUAGACGAGAACCAGAGGAAAGAAGAGAAACUUUUGCCGGAGGCUGAAAGCUGCUUGAAAGCCGGAGACGCCUUUGCUCGAAUGGGCGCACCUGGCUCGAGUGAGGGCAGGAGCCGCACGGACCAAAUCGCGUUGCACGAGCGGCCCGUACAACAAAGAGAGGGCAGUGAAGAGAAACACAAGGAAGGAGUAGGCGUUCUGGAGAGCCAGGGACCGGGCUCAACCUUGUCUGAUGUCUCCCACUCCGGCACUCUGCGCCGUGGUGUGGCGCCUCGUGACCGAGGUACUCCCGCUGACGGAUGCGAAGGCGAGGAGAGACAGCAACAGACGGAGAAACAAGUGGUGCUACCCGAGGGCGACUCAAUCGCCCCUGCAAACGGUCAGGUUGGGUCCUUCCUCAAUGAGGCUGUGCACGAAGAGCAACAUCUGCCUUUGGCGGCGACCGAGAUGGUCACGAGCUGCGUAACUGGCAGACAGAAUCUUCCAGGAGACAGAGAGAGCGCCGUCAUAGAGCAGAUAGCAGAGAGUUAUUCACAUUUGUCUAACGCCACGAGCCUUGUAGAGACAGAUCCGACAAAGCCCAAGAACCCGGCUGUGGCUGCGGGUGCUGCAUGCAAAAGUGUGGAAGCGAAUUCGACCGGGGCGUCUGGUACGAGUUUCCAAGCUGUCCAGCGUGUACAGAUGUCUCAAUCGGAAAUCGAGAAGAGGGAGCAACCGCGAGAACAAGACGAAGCAAAAGAGACAAGUGGGAAAGAAGCGCGCGAAAGAAAUGACUGCGAUGCAGGUAGACACAGGGGUGAGGCGCACAGGGCGGCUCCUCCGCACUCGUCGCUCUUACCCAUGCUCACGAAUCUUCUUCAGAAGCAACAGCCCCUUCUCAAGACUCUACUGGACCAUUUACAGCAAAAUCAGGACACAAGUAACUCCACAGAUGCAAAGGCUAUGCCAGCCGCUGCUGGCCACACAGCUGACGUUCGGAAGUUCCGAGGAGACUCGUCUGGAAGGAUCCAGAAAUGCACGCAGGCCAAGCCAUCGAAUGCUCACGAGCAGACCCUGAUUCUGCAGGAUCGCGGGGUUCCCCACACUCUCAGCCUGAGAAAGAACACCCGAGCGCUUCAGCUGACUUACCCUUCUCUCUUCGUCAUGCAGUCGCCGCCCUCAGGGGUGUGCAUCCACCUUGGAGGGGCCGCUGGAGAAGCCUCUCUCAGGGAGCACGCUUACUGUGAAGAAGAGCGAAACUGUCAGAGCGGAGUCGCAGAGAAAGAUAGAAGCCUGGUUUCUGCACUGACUCACCAGAGGGUGCAAGAAGUUGCAGACGGAAGGGCACGAGACAAUCCGGCCGUAAAGAGCGCUUAUGCCAAAAAGCAAGAAACACAAAGUUUUCACGUGAAAAAUGGAAAUGGAUCGCAUCUCACGACAGUGACAGCGCUGGAAGAGCCGAGGAACACAAUGCUAGGGAAGGGAAGAAAAGACGCAGUGGAGAAAGAGGAACCACAAAACAUUCGGGAAUCGCGGGAGAUACAUUGUGUGUCGCUCGACAGAGAGCUGGAUGAAGGACAGUCGUUUGGCAAGGAACUUGCCUCCGACGAAAACACUAAAUCUGAGCAAAGUGAUACGGAGGGUGAGGAGGCACCGAUGCAAAUGACAGAGCUUGAGCAUCUCCUUCAGUGCAUUGGAGCUCUACAAAGCCUAGUGAGCUCUGGAGUGUUGAAGAAGAACGGGCGGGCGAGGAAAUCUGAGUUCAGCGAGUGCGAUGAAUCACGUCACAGAGAGACAGACGAUCACGAUUGUUACACGCCGUUGCCCCGAUUCAUCUUUGAUUUUGAAGGAGGGGGGCGGGAACAGAAAAUCCAUGUUUUUGGUGGGGGAAAGAGCUUAGAAAAACAGGGUGUUGGCAAAAUGCCAAGGCCAGCCCAGGGAGUCUUGAGAGCCAGAGAAGCAAGCAGCCCCCCCACGGUGGAGCGUCGAAAGUGGGAAUCCGAAGAUCUUUUUUCGGAUAGGGAAGAUAAUCGCCUAGAAGCCUUUCUGGAAGCGAGAAGAGUGAACCUUGACAGAGAUCUUGGUUUCAAUCUUCUGUUUUCGGGGAUGGCACACGACACAGACGUUGAAGAGAGAGAGCUCAUGGAAAUCCUUCGUCUAGUGAAGCGAUCCGGGAAGGGAAGGAACACGAACAGUUGGAACCACAAUUUUGGGUACGAACAAUGCAGCCAGGAUCGCUGGUACUCUUGGGGGGGAGAAGAAACGUACCGUGAGCAAAGACGGAGACUCCACGAGUUCGUGCAGCGAGAGCUACACGGUGAAGAGGACUAAACGAGCGCAGAGCACGACGC
Toxoplasma gondii ME49 is the source of this 8456-nucleotide messenger RNA. RefSeq lists its product as hypothetical. The record is from RefSeq and is a predicted model, not a curated record. Bases 1 to 8436 code for a protein of 2811 amino acids. Lineage: Eukaryota; Apicomplexa; Conoidasida; Eucoccidiorida; Sarcocystidae. The transcript is spliced from 4 exons.